UAUAGGUGCAAAUGGCUCCUGAAUCCUUCUUGUAAAAAUGCUUUAGAGGGGCAAUGGAGAAGGCGGGAAGAUGGCUGAAAAGUUUCUUGAUGUGCAAGAGGGAGGAGAAGGAUAAAGGUGAGACCUUAACAUCUUCAUCGCCAACAGAAGCCCAAUCAGAUCCAAUCCCACUGCCCACCCCAAAGGAGAAGAAUAGAUGGAGCUUCCGGAGACAAGAAGCAGCAGCACGGAAGGGUUCGACAUCUCCAGACCAAACAGUAAGUGCACCCACUAAUGCACUGUCAGAGGCUGAGAUUGAUCAAAUGAGGCAUGCAACGGCUGCAGCAGUGACAGCUGCCGCAGCAGCAGGUGUUGCCGUUGCUGCUGCACAGGCUGCAGCAGAUGUGAUGAGUCUAACCUCCGCCACCACUGGUAAAACAUCCAGUGCUGUUGAGGAGGCUGCUGCAAUCAAGAUUCAGGCCGUCUUUAGAUCGUAUCUGGCAAGGAAAGCUUUACAUGCAUUGAAAGGUCUGGUGAAACUGCAAGCAUUGGUGAGAGGCCACCUGGUGAGGAAGCAAGCUACAGCUACUCUCCGCUGCAUGCAGGCACUGGUGACUGCUCAAGCCCGAGCACGUGCCCAGAGGAUCAGAAUGGUUGAAGAGUCCCAAGCCAUCUCACAAAGGCAGUCCGUAUACAGGAGAUCACCACAGCGUCGCAGAUCCCAACAUUCAUAUGAGAUGGACAGAUGUGCAGAGGAGAAUGUCAAAAGUGGGGAAAUGGAUCUUCGUGAGUCGAGGGGCAGUACAAAGAGCAGAAACAGUUAUCCCAUCACAAACACCGACAUAAAGGAUCACAGACCCUCUAUAUAUUAUGGCAAUACUUGUCUGCCUCUCAGGGCAGACCAAUACCAACAGUUAUCAUCUGCUCCACCAGCACUAACUUAUACAAGCCCAAGGGCUUAUAUCGGGCAUUUUGAGGAGUUCCCAUUCACCACAGCACAAAGCAGUCCCCAAUACUUAUCAGCUGUGCCUGUAACUGAUGCAGCACAAACUUCUUUCAACCACCACUUUUACCCCAACUACAUGGCUAACACAGAGUCUUCAAGGGCAAAGGCACGGUCACAAAGCACACCAAGACGACGAACUGAUUCAUAUGAAAGGCAAACAAGCAGGCAAAGGCCAUCAGUGGAAGGAAGGAGCAUUCCAAGAGGUGUUAAGAUGCAACGAUCUUCGUCCCACGUGGGUUUGACAGCAAAUGGGUAUCAGUAUCCCUGGUCAAUCAAACUUGAUAGGUCCAGCAUGUCCCUCAAAGACAGUGAAUGUGGUUCAACAAGCACCAUGCUUACGAACACUAACUAUUGCAGAUCCUUGGCAGGAUUUGAGGUUCACAAAAAUAAGUAUUGACUCUUAUCUCAACCAUCUUGACUACUGCCAUUUGGAACAUGCAACACAGCUGAAGGUAAACGUAAAC
Molecule: messenger RNA, 1449 nt
Organism: Elaeis guineensis (African oil palm)
Lineage: Eukaryota; Viridiplantae; Streptophyta; Magnoliopsida; Arecales; Arecaceae
Product: protein IQ-DOMAIN 19
Molecular function (GO): protein binding
Source: RefSeq, a predicted model, not a curated record